AAUUCUCGUAGAAGUAAACGUUGAUGUUAUCUAGUAGAAAUGUCCUUGAAAAUUCUCGACAGAUACAUAAAGAGGAUCGUCAUUUUUAACACAUUUACCGUUGCGUGACGUAGGACAUACACUCACACUUCUAAACAAAGUGUUACUAUGUCCCACGUUUAGGUUUAAAUGUAUGAAAAGUCGUAAAGAUCGAUUCUUUUGAGUGCUUGGUAACAUCAUAUCACGUUAUGUCUAAACAAAAAUUCAUUUAGAGCAUCAAGUUUAGACGGAACGCAUACAGAACAAUGUAGUUUCAUCGAGUGUCAACAUGAAUAAUUAUCAUUAUUUUUUAUUUGCCAUAAUUAUACACAUUUCUUUCCACAUUGGAAAAUCUUCGGAAAUAACUGAACAAGAUAUGCUGGAUUUUGAAAAUAAAGAAAAGGCGGCAAUUCCUUCAGUUUUGAAAGUUUCUUCGUGGAACGAUAUGCCGUUUUCCGGAAUAAUAAAAAAAAAUGGCCAGUGGAUAGGAACAGGAUACGCAUUUUAUAUUCUCGAUCUUUUGAGUGAUAAAUUAAAUUUUACCUACACUGUUAUACCACCGACGGGACAAAUAUUCGGAAAUAAAAAUAGAGGAAUUAUAAGCAUGUUGUAUAAAAAGGAAGUAGAUAUGAUCGCUGCAUUCGUGCCUGUAUUAGAAGAUCUACGUAAAUAUUGUUUAUUCAGCACGACAUUGGACGUUUUUGAAUUAACAGCUAUGAUGAAAAGACCUGAGGAAUCUGCAACUGGUUCUGGUCUUCUGGCACCAUUUGACAAUACCGUUUGGUUUUGUGUUCUUACAGCUGUAUUAGUUGUAGGCCCGACAAUUUAUUUGUUUUCUUUGAUUAGGUUGAAACUUUGGAAAGGUACAGAAGGGGAAAAUUACAAUUUACCAUCUUGCAUGUGGUUUGUCUACAGUGCGUUACUUAAACAAGGAUCAACGAUUAUCGCUCAAACAGAUUCAACAAGGAUGCUCUUCGCUACCUGGUGGAUUUUUAUAUUAAUUCUUACUUCAUUUUAUACCGCUAAUUUGACAGCAUUCCUUACAAAGCCACAAUUUACAUUACCAAUUAACAAUAUAAAAGAUAUAGUGAACAAAGGAUACAAAUGGGUCACUUUUAAAGGACGCGUGAUAGAUUAUCUCUUAUCUCAGCCUUAUGUAAAUGAAUUAACAUUGUUAAACCAAACCACAUUUCAAGGAGAAUAUAUCACGAUGUACAAUGAGCCAGCAAGUUACAUAUUUGAUACCGUCGAAAAUAAAAAACUUUAUCUCGGAGAACGUCACUAUUUUCGAAAGUUAUUAUUUGAGGAUUAUAUAAAUAAAACUCGUGAAGGAUUGGAGCACAACAAACGUUGUACUUAUGUUAUCAUGCCUGGAAGUAUUCUUUCGAGAAAUCGAGCAUUUGCUUUCCCUUUAAAUUCAACUAUCGUGGAUGACAUAAAUAUGGUAUUGUCUUCUCUCAUAGAAUCCGGUUUAAUCAAACAUAAGAAAACAAGUGAUCUUCCGUUGGCUAAUGUUUGUCCAGUGGAUCUUCAAUCAACGGAAAGACAACUUCGAAAUACCGAUUUAUCUUUGACUUACGAAGUUAUUGCAGCUGGAUAUAUUAUUGCGAUGAUAGUUUUCAUCAUAGAAUUAAUUAUUAAGUAUAUUAAUUAUUGCAAGAAUAAGAAAGACGCGAGGCAAUCGUCUAAAAUUCAAAAACAAACUAUUAAGUACCAAGAAAAUUCGGAACAAUCUUUAUGGGCAUCGAGAUUACCUUUAUACGAUACUACUAAUAAUAAUUAUUGGAGGGAUAAUAACUUUAGUUUAGUUAAAAGAAGCCCACCACUAUUAUAUCAUUAUAAUGAAGGGAAUACAUCUUUCUUGGGUAAACGACAUAACAUUAACGGACGUAAUUAUUACGUAGUUGUAGAUAGAAGCGGUAGUCAAAGACUAAUACCUAUUAGGACGCCAUCAGCAUUUUUGUUUCAAUAUACUGCAUAAUAUAUAUGCAUGUACAUAAUAUAAUUUCUUAAUUUUCUAGAGUUAAUGAGAUAAACGUACAAUAAUUCCUAUUUUUUUCGUUUUCCCUUUUUCCUUUUUCUUUUUUAAUGUCGUCUAAUGUAUUAUACAAAAAGUAUACGAAGGAAUGACGUCAAUAUAACUCUUCUAUGCAAUAUAUAUAUAUAUAUAUACACAUUUACGUAUGUAUAUAAUUACAAGGCACAUGUGUUAUUUCGUUAUUUCGGCUUUCGAAACUGUUAAUGCAUAUGUGUCUAUAUAUUUGUUGUCUCUAUCUGUGGAACAUAUUGUUUAUUAUUAAAUAAACAUGAUUUAUUCCAUAUAAUAAAUUGCACAUAUAUAUAUAUAUAUUUGAUUAUCUUCUUUUUUAAAAGAUUGAAGUACGAGAGAUGAUUUUUAUAUAUUAAAAAGAAAAUAGUUUAGGAACUCCGGUACUACGCAUACUAAAUAUA
Messenger RNA from Polistes canadensis, 2469 nucleotides. RefSeq names its product glutamate receptor ionotropic, delta-2 (gene Ir76b). NCBI's taxonomy places the organism in Eukaryota, Metazoa, Arthropoda, Insecta, Hymenoptera, Vespidae. Gene Ontology annotation, cellular component: membrane. The transcript has 9 exons. The coding region runs from base 308 to 1999 and encodes 563 amino acids. Gene Ontology annotation, molecular function: ligand-gated monoatomic ion channel activity. The record is from RefSeq and is a predicted model, not a curated record.